AACCUCAAAGAAUAUUCUCAAACACGUGUUCUUGAAAGUUGUUCAAUCAAAACACAAUAUUCAAUCAUUGUUCAAAUAUGGAAUCUUCCGACAAGCAAAACUCAUCCAAUCAAGAUCUUUCUGAAAAGCAGAAACUAAUCGACGAAGUUACGGAAAAAUUGCAACAGCUACAGGACGAGUACGAACUGGAUCUGAAACGAUACUACUCACUGAAGGCCGACGAAAUCGUACUGAACCUUCAGUACGAAAGUUGGAAGGAGCUGUAUCUCAAGCAGGAAGCGGAAAUGAAAGCCAAACAGGAAGCAACGCGUGCCGUGCGGACAAAGUUUUGGGAUGAUCGUGAAGCAUUCUGCGCAAUUUCGUCCGGCUUUGCCAGUGAAUUCGCAAUGGAAGCCACUUUGGCGAAGAUGAGCCGUGCCGAAAGCCAAGAAGACGAGCAUCCGGCAAUGGCUCCGGCUAGCGUCAUGAGCCCUCUCACAGUACGGCAAGUGGAUCUGGAACGGGAAGGCAACGAACUUAAACUGAAGGAAACCGAACUGGACGAGAUGGACGUAGAGUUGGCUCCAGAAGAGGAGAUGAUUCUUCGACUGCAGACUGCCGUCCAUAAUUCGGCCAGCUGUGCCGAUGAACUCGAGCAGCAAAUCAAGGAUCUGGAGGAAAAGUACGAACUCGACGAGAGUGUGCGAUCUAUUCUGAAGAGACCAUCGUUUGUGAAAAAUGAAAACGACAAAAAGCAAGUUCAUUUUGGGUAGAAACGUUCAACAGAUAUGUUGCAAAUUGCAUAAAGGUUUGAAUAAACUCAAAUGAAUAAAACUGAAAUU
Culex pipiens pallens (northern house mosquito) is the source of this 821-nucleotide messenger RNA. RefSeq lists its product as uncharacterized. The record is from RefSeq and is a predicted model, not a curated record. The coding region runs from base 78 to 752 and encodes 224 amino acids. NCBI's taxonomy places the organism in Eukaryota, Metazoa, Arthropoda, Insecta, Diptera, Culicidae. The transcript has a single exon.